Molecule: messenger RNA, 2888 nt
Organism: Bactrocera tryoni
Lineage: Eukaryota; Metazoa; Arthropoda; Insecta; Diptera; Tephritidae
Product: protein-associating with the carboxyl-terminal domain of ezrin
Exons: 4
Coding region: 174-2498 (774 amino acids)
Source: RefSeq, a predicted model, not a curated record
GUCAAAUUGUAUAUGUGGAAAGUUUUUAAAUCCAAUUGUAUACCGAUAAAUUAUAAUAAAAAAAUAUUAAGUUUAAGUAGAUGUAUCAAGAAAAAGUAAACCUACAAAACUAAGAAUUAAAUAGUUGUGCAAGGGUAUUUGAGUGAGGUGGCGUUACCGGCAAAACUGAAGUGAUGGGCAAUGAUACCAGCCGUCUAAAGGGAUUAGUGAUUGAUAAGAGUUCUGUGGAAGCAAACGACUUCUGGACACUAUAUAAUGCAGAAUCCCCAACAACCUCAAAUGAAGAUGGGCGACAACUGCUUUCCAUAUUUCAAGGUGAAGCCGUAGUAAAUGGACAAUUAUGGGUAAUACAGGUGCCAUUGGAACGAGCUAUAAAGAAUUUGAAGAUAUAUCGACAUCCAUAUAUAUUAAAAUAUGUGACUACUUGGGAACAAGGGGGCCAAAAGCACUUAGCUACAGAGAGAGUACGCCCUUUAACUAUGGUAUUAUCCACACAAAGCAAUUUACAAGUUUGCCUUGGAUUACGGACAAUUCUCUGUAGCUUAAUUUUUUUGGUGGAGAAGGCUUUGGGACGCCACCUCAACAUAUGCAUCUCAUCAAUUUACGUCACAGACGAUGGUAGCUGGCGGUUAGCUGGCUUUGAAUAUGUAUGGAAGCAUAAAGAGAUUACAAAAUCAUUAUUAGAUUUAGUGAAAACAUAUCGCUACUCUGCUGCAGUAGAUGCCAAUGAAUAUAAAGACAACAGCAGCGAUGCUAUUGAACAGUUUGCCUUUGCAACAUUAUGUGAAGAAGUAUUGAAUAAAUGCAGCAAGAAGGAGUCCACUGAGACACCACAUGCGCAAGAGUUUCGUAAUUAUUGCGCCACCCACCUAAAACACAGUAAUGUUCAACUGCGGCCGCGCCUCUCGGCAGUGCUAUUACAUCCAUAUUUCAAUCACGAAUUCGUGCUUAUACAUUCCUUCCUAUUCGAAUUGCCUUUAAAGGGUAUACAAGAGAAACAGGAUUUUUUCACUGGACUUAUCGAUCGCUUGCGCUAUUUCAAUGAAGAAGUUGUGGGCGCACAACUAGCUGCAGAUCUACUCUCACGUAUGGUUCUACUUGAUCCAACAGCACAGUUGUGUGUUACACCGUAUGUGUUGAAAACGAAAAUUGACCACUCGGCGGCAUUAUUUUCAAAUCACACAUACCAACGUUACAUCAUGCCACAUAUAAAGAAAAUGUUUCGACUCCGCGAUGCGCAAAUACGUUUAAUAUUACUCGAGUAUUUUAUGGAAUUUGUACGAUUACUAUCAAAAGACGAACUGCUAGAAUGCAUACUACCUUAUUUGUUAGAAGGUAUGAAUGACACGAACGAUGUGUUAGUUGCGAAAACAUUACGUUGUAUGGCCGAUUUAGUACCGAUACUUGGUGCGACCACGGUGAUUGGGGGAAAUCGUACGCGCAUCUUCUCGGAUGGUCGUCCACAAGCAGCCGUUUCCGAUGCCACAACACAUUGGGUGGAACCUCGUUCGAUUACGCCAGUGUUGGGUAACAACAUAGACUACAUGGUAUCGGAUAGUCCAUUACCGGAUCACGUGGAUUUAAGUAGCAGUUUUACUUCACUGCCGCAGGUCGAAUUGAGUGAACACUCGGAUAUGCCACCGCGCUUAAGUCCAGAUGGUGGUGAAGAUAAUAAAAGUGUUGUUAUUGCCGACGGUGCAAUCGGUUUGCUAUCUCAACAACAAGCAGAUGAUCUGGCUAAUGCUAACGAAACGGUAGAGGAGCUAGAAAUUCUAAUCAAUGCUGAUACAGCGGGUUUAAUUAAUCAAAGUCUUAAUCAAAUUAUAAAUGAUAGCGUGGAUAUUUGUCUAAACGAACCAACCGCGAACACAGAUGAUUUUGAAAAAUCAACAAUUAAUGGCUUCCACAGUCGUAACGUUGUUGAAAAUAGCGAUGAGGACGAAAUUGAAGAGUGGUCCGAUUGGGAAACCGAUGAACUACAAAAGCUAAACACAACUACAGACGCUGAUUCGUCGCCUUCUGCGAAUGCAAUGCCAUUACCUUCGCACACAAUUUCGACCACACUGCCUUUAAAUAGUGUUGAAGAUGCAGCGUUACAAACGAAAUCCAAAAUUACUAGCGAAAUCACAAGGGAUAAUAAAUUAGAGCCAAGUAGCAAAGAAGCGCGAAAACUGAAAAUCAACGAUGAUCUCAACGCCUUCGACAUCAUUGUUCAAAAGACAGCGUCAACAACAAAUGAGGAGAGUGCUGAGUUUGACUUCUUUAAAGACAUGCAACCCGUUAUUGAAUCAAGAAGCAGCAAAACAAGGGAAACAGGGGUUUCAACCGCAAAUUCAACUACGAAUACAACGAACUUGCCAAAUAAAAAUGAAAAUGAAGUUAUAGUGAUCGAUAGUAGUCGUUUCGCUGCAGCGGCAAUCAAUACGGAUGAUACAGCUGCCGCUGGUGAUGGCUGGGGAAUGGACGAUGAUGAUGUAGAGGACGUGUGGAAGGAAUAGUAUGAAUGUAUUGCAGUGUAGUAAAUGUAAACGUAAAGUCACUGCCGUACGUCGGCAGUUUACAACAAAGUUAUAAAUUUCAACACAACUUGUUAAAAUUGUUCAUAUGUUAAUUUUGUAUUUAGAUCAAAUAUUAAUGCGCCUGUAUAAAAAAGUGCACCGAUAUAAUUUGUCAGUUUAACAGUUUAACAUAAUUCGUUUUGGCGGUAUUUCCACAAACCGAUUUUAUUGGAAUUUGUAAUAUUGUUUGAAAUUUUACGUAAAAGAUAAAGAUAUUACAUCCACACAUAAAACAUUGUUGUAGAUACCUACAUUUAGUGCAGUAAAGUGAUUCAAAACAAAAAUAUUAUAAAUUUGGAUAAUUAAAAAAAUAUUAACAGAGGCAGUAAA